AUGUUCGGCGGCUGGUCCCUUGCACCAACCAUAUUACUCACCUUACUUUAUACCUUUCUGUGCGCGAACCCCAACUGCUGCUACGCUUAUAAGUUACCCACUGGUAAAGUCAUCACGUGGGUAUUUAACCCAUGUGUGCACUUAAGACAAAGGAAAAGUUCCCUCGUUCGAGGGAACUACCAUGAUCGAGAUAAUAUCGUGGCAGCUAAAAGGACAGUUACCAUUUAUAAUGAAGAUAUACAUGAGAGAGUUGACCUCUUGGGUUUCCCAUCGAGGUGGAGUAAACAUGGUGGUGUUAAUACGGCACGUAGUUUUGGCCAAGGGGCAGCGGUGACAAAGACGAAAUGGAAGAAUGGAAACACCAUCUUGGGAAGUGUGAGAAAAAAAAAAAAUACACAGCUGUGCCUGUUUAGGAGUGAUCCUGGUGAAUGUCCAUCCAUCGGGCGGAAGACCAGGGGAGGCAACUCCGCCAUCUGUGCGAGGCCACGCAAAAAAGUCGAGCGCAACAACAAGGAGGAAGAAGAAGAAGGAGGAGGAGGAGGAAAAAAUGAAAACGUUACAGGUGCAGAAGUAAUAACUGCCGUAGUAACUGCCCCGGGGAAAAACCACAAAAAGGGCAACAACAUCAAAGUGAAAGACGAAAAAAAAAAAAAAGAAAAUUUGCCACACACCCAUGGAGAGCAGUUCACUGGGGUAGCUGCCCCUUUAGAGAAAAAGGAAACGAAGAGGGGGAAAGGCGUCGCGAAAGUGGGGAGCAAGUUAAUACGUGAUGAGGUCAAUCAUUCGAGGGAGCCACUCACAAAUGAUUUGAUUAGAAAAAGCACCAACCAAAUGAGGAGUAAACAAAGGUUCAAGUAUGAACCCCUGUCCACCAUUGAUCAUGCGAAUGGUCACAGCGCAUACGGGCAAACCGCACCAGCGUCGUAUUACAAAAAAGGGGGAAGCGAAAAAGAGGCACAUUACAAAGACGAUCGACGGGAUAACGACGUCACGCAUGCAUACAAAUACCAAGCCCUCCCACUUGAGACCCAUUCUAAUUUGAUGAAACCCCCCGAGGGAGAUGCACCGAGUGAAGACGUCGUCGGGAAGACCUUAGAAGGGGAAGUGUACUCAGUGAGUCCAAACGCAGUUCUAGUCAAAAUAAAAAAUACAAACCAAUUUGGAAUGCUUUUUAAAAAGAGAUGUAACUUUGGAGACGACGUUAAUGAUCUUAAUGAGUACUUCAAAGUGAAGCAAAAAAUUUUUGUAAAAAUUUUAGGCAUAAAUGUUAAAAAAAAAUUGUACUACCUAGCUAACGUGAUUAAAUAUAAUGCAGAUGUGAAAUUGAAAAAGGGGGACACGUCCAAGGGGCUCAUCACAAAAUUGUGUGAUUCAUACGUAUUUGUUAAGGUUCUGAAGAAUGGAAGCACUGGGUAUCUGCACAAGUCCAAGCUGUUUCCCCCAUCAGGCCCCCAUGCGGAGGAGCGGCAAAUGGAGGGGCGGCAACAGGGGAGACAUAACAACGCGUGGAACGCCUUAUUAAAAAUGGCACAAUUUACACAACUCUUUAAAAUAUGGGAUAUAAUAGACGUGGAAAUUUAUGAAAAACCUGAUGUGAAUUUUAAAUCAAAUUAUAUAUUAACCAUUCCAGAGGACUCCAAAACAUUUGAACAGGUGCUCUCCUAUUUCGAUUCCUUGUCGGAGGCACGUCCGCUCGAGGAGGAGGAAGAAGUGAAGCAGACAGCGGAGAGUGACCCAUUUGUGAAUCAAGGAGAGAGUAUCCCGUUGGAGGAUGCCUCCCAUGGGGAUGCAGUCAAUCACAGGAGGAGGAGAAGUAGGACGAAUCACUCACGGGAGGCACAUCAUACGGAUGCAACUCGUGACGAACAGAAGAAUAUCCCCCCACGUGGGUACACUUUUUUAAAAAAAAAUAAAGAGGCACUCCAUAAGGAGAGAGCAUCCACGAAGAUGUGCCGGGUACCAGAAAAUGCAAGCCUGUCUGUAUUUGCACGAAUGACGAAAAUAUCCUUGUCUGCUUUGAAAAAAUUUUUUAUAAUAAAUGAGAGUAGGGAGUACCAUUCGGGUCAUGCACUCAGUGCGGAGCAGAUGAAAAAAGCGAGUGACCAUUUUAACGUUAGCUGCGUCAUCGACGUUGGGGAGGGGCCCAAAUUGGACGCCCACAAGGUGGAAGCGGUUAGGCAAGCUGUUUUGCCAAAGGAGGAAAGCGGCCGUGGAGAUGCUUCUCUGCAAAACUCAUCUCUGAAGGCAUACAAGACGGAAGAGGAGAAAGUUCAAACCGAUGUGCAGGCAAAACCAAGUGGGAAAAUCAAAUUGGAGCUAAACAAUGGCCAUGUGGAAAAUAAGCCACGUAUUGCCUCCCCCCCAGAAGAACAAAAACAGAAAUGUAAAAAGAGAAACCUUGUGGUGACCUUCAUUGGGCAUAUCAACCACGGGAAAACGUCCCUGUUCGAUUACAUAUGUAAAACGAAGGAAAGGGAAAAGGAAAAGGGACUCAUAACUCAAAAUAUAAGAGCGUUCAAAGUGAAAUCGCAAAGCAAUGACUUCACAUUUACACUGAUUGACACCCCAGGACAUGAAGCUUUUAUGCCAAUUCGAAGCAGAGGAGUGAAAAUAUCCGAUCUGAGCAUACUAGUAAUAUCGGGAGAGGAAGGUAUACAAGAGCAGACAGUGGAGUGUAUUAAAUUAAUUAAAGAACAUCACAUGCGAAUUAUAAUUGCAGUUACCAAGAUGGACUUACCCAACGUGUCCGUUGAUCGUAUUGUUAAUGAUCUUCUGCAUCACGAAAUUUAUACUGAAAUGAAUGGUGGGGAUGUGCAGGUGGUUCCUUGUUCCAUUUUUAAUGAAGACUCGCUAGAUAAGCUGGUCGAUGCCAUAUAUUUGGAGUCAGCCUUUUUGGACUUACCAUUAGAGGAGGAGAGUAGUAAAUAUGCACAAGGAGUUAUCCUCGAUUCUUACAUUGACAGGAAUGGGAUCGUGUCGAUCAAUUUAGUUCAGAGUGGAACCCUCAGAGUGAAUGAUUAUUUCUACACAGGGUCCUCCUAUGGUAAGGUCAAAAUGUUGAAGGAUCACCUCAACAAGAAGGUAAAUUCUGCAUGCGCCUCUGACCCAGUGAUGGUGAUAGGGUACGAAAAGAAUUCCGUGCCUGUCGCUGGAGACAAAUUUUACAUUGUGCAGAAUGAGGCAGUUGCGGAAGAAAUCGCGCAACACCAUAAAAGUGAAUUGCUCACUUCACAAAUGAGGGGGUUCAGCUACGGGCAGGAGGAGGGAAGUUUUGAUCGCUACAGAGAGUAUAUCAUUAAGGAGGGCGCCCUUAGCCCGGAUGAGGAAUCAAGGCAGAACAAUACACAGUUGGAAGAGGGCACAAACGGGGGAGACUUCCCUGCACAGGACGAUGAGGUGGGAGAGACCCCCCCACAGGGACGAAGCAAUGAAAAGGAGGGUAACCUGCUUGGACAAAAAGACCUCAAAACGGUAUACGUGAAUUACUUCCUCAAAUGUGAUAAGCAGGGGACGAUUGAUGUGUUAAAAAAUGGCCUCCUGAAUUUAGAAGUGAAGGAUACACUACACAGAGUUCGAAACAAAAUUGUUUACGCCAGCAUUGGAGACGUCACCGCCAGUGACAUUACUUAUGCUCAAAGUUUCAACGCGAUCAUUGUUGGCUUCAAUGUUAAGCUGUCUAAGAGCUGCCCCAAAAAUGCAAAGCAUUUGCUUAGCGCCGCAAAAUCUGCGUCUCGAAUUAUUUAUGUGAAUGUUCUGUACGAUCUGAUUGAACAGGUGGAAAAUGUGAUGAAGGACAAAUUGAGUUCCAAGCCGAGGGGUAUGUACAAAGGUCAGGCAACCAUUUUAAAAGUUUUUAAUGUCUCCAAGCUGGGCAAGGUGGCUGGGUGUGUCGUCAAGAGUGGUACUGUUAACAUCAACAGCAAUGUGAGGAUUUUGAGGAACGACCAAGUCAUUCACAUUGGAAAAAUCGUGUCGCUGAAAAUUGCCAAGGAGGAGAAGGAGCAAGUUAAGCAGGGCGAUGAGUGCGGCAUGGGAUUUGAGAAUUUUGUGGACUUUCUCCCGGGGGACACGGUGGAGUCGUACGAGGAGUAG
This is a messenger RNA of Plasmodium fragile, 4092 nucleotides long. RefSeq lists its product as uncharacterized. The coding region runs from base 1 to 4092 and encodes 1363 amino acids. The record is from RefSeq and is a predicted model, not a curated record. The transcript has a single exon. NCBI's taxonomy places the organism in Eukaryota, Apicomplexa, Aconoidasida, Haemosporida, Plasmodiidae. Gene Ontology annotation, molecular function: GTP binding; GTPase activity; nucleic acid binding.